UGACAGAAACAGCUUUUUUGAUGUGCCUACGAGCCAGUAUCGUUGCUGGACUGGAUAUUACCCUUACCCAUACGAUGAUGAAAGUAGGGUUGCUGAGCUCAUUUGUAUGUUAAUAUCAAUAUCCACUUCUAUUUCUUGACAAGCAAUAGCCAUGAUCCCGUAGAAUAAAGUUUCCAAGCCUCAAACAAUGUUGCAAUGAAGCUCUUUCUGCUAGCUGAAUUUGACGUCCAUGAGUUUGAGUGUACUUCAAAACUGAUGAAGUUGUAGCUGUAGGGUAUGCAAUUGCGAAAACAACAUGCCGCAUUCUAAGUUGUUGCUGAACUACAGACCCGGAAGUACGCGGCUGAGCCUGGGCACCAUCGAGGGGUCGGGCUUUUGUGUAGGCCCAAACUCGAGCUGCAUUAACACACAUUUUUCCAGGACUAAUUUCGUUAGAGCAGCAUCGCUUUGGAGGCAUACACAUACUAGUCAUUUUUCAGCACUCUUACACAGGACAACUGCUGCAGCAAGUAGCUCCUUCAGUAGAGCUUACUCAUCAAUUCCUUGUAAGAAAAAGAACUCUAGUAUUGAUUCAGAAAAAAUAUUCUGCAACAGUCGACCCGUAGCUCGACUAUUUGGUACUAGUUCACCUCCUCCUUCUUGUUUUCUGAGAAAGAAACUCGCAAGGAGUGGAACGUCAACCAUCCCCGCCCUUGGCAUUGACACGCGAGCGUUUAGCUUUUCAUCUGUUGGUGGAAAAGCCACGGCGGCUACGCGUGAUGUUGGAGUUGGCAACACGACCAUUCUAAAUACUACAAGAUUGCUAACUACAUCUACAACUGCACCGCGGGACGAUCCUUACGAGCAGGGGCAGCAGUUGCAGUCAAGUUCAGUCUUGCAGGCAAAUAAGGAAGGCGCUCGAAUUGUAGUCAACGUCAACGAGGAGCAGGGGCAGGCUGCGUGGUCCACGUCUGCGAUCGAUAACGCCGUGGCGGAGACGGAAUAUCGCGAAGCCUUUCUCCAUUCUGGAGUGCUGCAGAACACGAACGGGUACAAACAACACGUCCUGGGCUCGCAGCUUUCGGCAGACAACAGCGAAAUGGGGGUUUCCCUGAAGUGGGCCGAAUACGGCGAGAAGUCAAUGUAUGCCCGCGAAAAAGUGCAAGCUGGUGGACCUUCACAGUGAUUCCUUAUUAUCUCGAGGAGGAUUUUUAUAAAGAGCAACAUGCGGCUGGAGCAAGUCCAAGUAUACGUGAAAAAAAAGCGUGACAUGUUCGUUUCUCAUUAUGGAGGAAGCAUGUGCAGCAUGUAUCUAUAAACAUAAAGAAGAAUCCUAUACGAGAGCAAUAAACUGUAACUCCCUGCUGAUCUAGAGGACCCUGGCCUUCUUGUAAGUUGGACUGUUAUUGUUAAAAAAAAGCUCCACCAAAAAAAGGCUGAUGUGCUGAUUCCAACAGAAGCAACUUUAAGGAAACUGCAUGCGACUCUCGUAACCGGAGACACUCUGACCGUAAAAGCGACACUAAAGGAGCUCGGCGGUCGCUGGAACGCGAAGGAAAAAGGUUGGAUGUUGCCGAAGGAGAAAUGGGAUCAAACCGCUCGCCCAGCUUUGGAAGCCAAAGUGGACCAGCUGACUAUGGAAGCCUCAGGUUGGAAAUUGUCCUCAGAAUCAUCAAAUGAACUGUAGUACGUACUUGUGCGUUUUUAUUUCGAGACUCGAAGAUUUGAAGAUUUUUCUCAUGUUGUUUAUCGCAAUGAGAAGGACAGGUCGAGGGCAGAAGCAGUUCCUCCUCCUGUCGGUUUCUUCAGAAACCGUGUCCGUGCCCAUACUCAGGCUUAGAGUUGUCGUCGACCUCUAGUACUCUUGCCUUCUCUCCAAUACUGGCACUAUGUGCCUAAGACUUAGUAACAUUUUACCUUCACGACCUCCACGCACGACAAUGACAAAUCACUUCCCUGGCCCAGCACUGUAUUUCUAACAUGCUUGCGUGAAGAACAUCUGGAUCUGCGCCGCCGGAAAGGUCGUGCCGUAUAGCUGACGUUUCUUGUUGUGGACGAUUUAUUUAAGUAACAUGAUUUGUCGAUUUCCAACCUUGCAUGUCCAUACGGACCGAGCUGGAAGAAGGCGACGAGGAGGAUGAAGAGCCGGCUGCGGUACAGACGCUAGCUUUUGUGAAUCACGAACGUAGUUGCCCCCCCAAUUUAAAAGAACAAGCGCGCUCCUUAUUUCUCGUUUUGGCUCUUUAUGGUAAAAGCUGCGCACCACCAGAAAUCUACUUGUUUCUAAUUCUAGUACUUCACUAGCAAUGGUACUGGUGGACGAGUCGUGCUGAAGGUCGUGUUUCUUUUGCAUCUGGUCCUGUUGAAAAUCUUGCAGAAGCCAACGGCCGCAAAGAACUCAGGUCAUUUUAUUCAGAUGUUCUCACUUCUUUCUGACUGUUCAACAAAUAACAACAUACUGACUCCAGAAACGCCAAAAGAAAAACGCGGCAAAGGCAGGCGCGGGCGGCGACGCUGCAGGCGCUGGUGACGACGCCAAGUUUAUCGAUCUGGGUGGGCGCAAGCGCUGCUCCCUCUCAAAGUACCAAGGCAAGACCUUUAUCGAUUUACGCGAAUAUUACGAGGACAAGACCAGCGGAGAAAUGAAACCCGGCAACAAAGGAAUCUCGCUCACCCCAGACUUGUACAGGAAGGUAUAUACAAAGACAAAUAGGAUACAACAAGCUGCAGAAUCUUCAUCAACAUGAUCAUGUUCAUGAUCAUGACAAUAGGAGGCUGCACAGACUGAAUGAAAUAUGAAGUGAGAACUGAUCGUGAUGUGACCACCUGUUGCUGUCUCGAAAUUGCACUUCCGGGAUAUUCUUGAACUUUUACCUGAGUGUACUAAUGGUAAAUGGAUACAGAGGACGCAGUUACAUGGGAGGCAGCUACACCAAAGUAGAGGCAUCGCUAACGCUAUCUGUAUCUGAAAUAAAAUCAUGCAUUGCUAUGUAAGUUGAUAUCUUCAUUUUUUUUGAUAUGAUACAACAGCUAGUGGAAUGCUACCCCACGAUGGAGGAAGCGAUCGGGGCGCAGGAGGAGACCUCCAUCGAUUUGGGAAAUAAGCGUCGUUUUACCCUGUCGCAGUACAUGGGCAAGUACUACAUUGGAAUUCGCGAAUAUUGGGAGAAAGAUGGGGAGUGGCUCCCGGGAAAGAAAGGAAUCAGCUUGUCGGUGGACGCUUUUCGCAUUUUCUCCGGAAAAAACGAAGAGGUCCUGUCUUGGUUGGACGAGUGACGAUCGCGACCGCGGCCGGAGGGCGAGAUCGAGAUGUACCCACUUUGGGAUGGGCGAUCAACACUCGUCGCGCAUGUAAUAAAGCCGACAAGAACUACAACUAUCUUCAUCGUGUAGAUUGAUGCCAAGCUUCGAGGAGCAGGCCCUUGCACAGCAUCCACAAACCAAAAUGAAAUUACGCAUUUCAUCGUAAUAAAGACACACUUACACCAUGCAGUUUGCUUCUUGUGUUUCAAAUGUACCUUUUCGGUUUUGACCUCAUCCUCGGCAAAACCAAAAAUCUAAGAGCUACAGCGUCAACAAUCUUGACACUUUCAAAUGCAGCUGGUUCGACUCCGCCUCCAAAGAGACCAAAAAAAUGUAGAUCAUCUACUUACCCCGAGAAGACGAAGGCGCCAC
Molecule: messenger RNA, 3654 nt
Organism: Amoebophrya sp. A120
Lineage: Eukaryota; Dinophyceae; Syndiniales; Amoebophryaceae
Source: the annotation of a GenBank genome assembly